AUGCCACCACACACUGUUUCAGCAGACUUAAAAGCUCGGAUUCCUAUUCUACGUCGACGUGGGCAUUCUGUCAAGCAUAUAUGCCAUCUGCUUGGGGUUAAGAAGACUCUCGUAUACAAAGUCUUACAACUUUUUCCCUUAGUUUCACAGUACCGCUGCAGCAAUCAAGGCCGGCGUCACAGCCUCACUGUCAACGACAUCGCAUUCAUUACAACCAUCCUUCGUCAUCGUCCUACCAUCUAUCUUGAUGAGCUGCAACAGGAACUGUGCUCUCGCCAUGGUGUUUUUGUGUCUAUACCAACGCUUUUUCGCACAUUUCGUCGGCUGCAUGUCAAUCGCAAGUGUAUUUCGGCAUAUGCUCUUGAAAGGAACGAGGAACUACAUACUAUUGCUGAGAUAGCCCCUGACCCAGAAAUGUUGAUGUUUGGAGAUGAGGCUGCAAAAGAUGAAAGAACAAAUCAUUCGACGCCAUGGGAGAUCAAAAAUUGGAACAAGGUGUGUCCAAAGGAAAUGUUUCGUGCGAGGCAAACGCUACUCGAUCCUGCCAAUCCUGACUCUUGA
Suillus fuscotomentosus is the source of this 561-nucleotide messenger RNA. RefSeq lists its product as uncharacterized. The transcript is spliced from 3 exons. Bases 1 to 561 code for a protein of 186 amino acids. The record is from RefSeq and is a predicted model, not a curated record. NCBI's taxonomy places the organism in Eukaryota, Fungi, Basidiomycota, Agaricomycetes, Boletales, Suillaceae.